Molecule: messenger RNA, 1491 nt
Organism: Medioppia subpectinata
Lineage: Eukaryota; Metazoa; Arthropoda; Arachnida; Sarcoptiformes; Oppiidae
Source: the annotation of a GenBank genome assembly
AUGCGAGGCUUACUAUACAUCAAAAGUGGAAGAGCUAUUGAGAGCCAAAAGAUGUCAACGAAGAGCUCUUCCGCCGAUUGGACACCGCUUUCGGGUCAACGGAUGGCCGCCGACGACCACUCGAUGGCCGCAGAGGACAGGGAGGCGUUGGACCGGAAGUACUCACUCCACAGAGCGGUCUUCGACGCGGAUUUGAAACGCAUUUCGCAUUUAUUACGCAAUUAUGACAUUCAACUCAAAGACACUCACGGCAACUCUGCGCUCCAUCUGGCGGUGAUGUUGGGCCACAAGGAAGUGAUUCAGCUCUUGUUGGCGCACUCGGCGCCCGUCAAGUGCAAGAACCACUCCGGAUGGUCACCGCUGGCCGAAGCCAUCAGUUACGGCGAUCGCCAGACCAUCGCGUCGCUUUUGCGGAAACUGAAGAAGCAGUCGCGCGAGACGAUGGAGUGCCGCAGACCUAACCUGAUCCGCGCGCUCAACACAAUGCAGAACUUCAGGAUGGAGUUGAAGUGGGAUUUCCAGUCUUGGGUUCCGCUGGUGUCGCGAAUCCUCCCGUCGGACAUCUGCCGCAUCCACAAGAAGGGUUCGGCCAUUCGGUUGGACACAACGCUCGUGGACUUCUCGGACAUGAAGUGGGAGAGGGGAGACAUCACGUUCCUCUUCAGCGGCGACUCGAAGCCCUCGCAGUCGCUGACAGUCGUCGACAACAAACUCAAAGUCUAUCAAAGGGUUCGUUACGAAGAGUCGGAACAGGAAGUGGAGGACGAAGUGGAUCUGUUGAUGUCGUCGGACAUUGUCAACGCCCAGAUGUCCACCAAAUCCAUUACGUUCAGUCGCGCGCAGUCGGGUUGGCUGUGGCGCGAGGACAGGUCCGAAAUGGUCGGCACUUUUAUGGCCGACUUCUACUUAAUCGGCGGUUUAUGUCUCGAGAGCCGCAAACGAAGGGAACACUUGACGGACGAAGACUUGCAGAAAAACAAAGCCAUUAUCGAGAGUUUGACGAAAGGGGGCGCCAAUGGCGGCGGCGGCGCCUCCUCUGGCGACGAGAUUGUGGCCAAUGGGGAGACCAAUAGCGCGGUUCAAAGACGCAAAUCCCUGACUCCGCCUCCGCCCACAACAGUCACGUGGGACGAGUACGUGAACGCGCCCUCUGGACAACACCCGCCGCUCGGCCGACAACUCAUUUGUAAAGAAACGGUGAAAGCGUUCAAAGCGACGCUCGCUAUGAGCGAAGAGUUCCCGAUGACUGUGGACUCGCUGUUGAACGUGUUGGAAGUGAUCGCGCCGUUCAAGCACUUCAACAAACUGCGCGAGUUUGUCCAGAUGAAACUCCCGCCCGGAUUCCCCGUCAAAAUCGACAUCCCGAUUCUGCCGACAGUUACGGCGCGCAUAACAUUCCUGUCCUUCCAAUUGGACGACAAUAUUCCCGAAACUCUGUUCGAAAUCCCAAACGACUUCACCGAAGACUCGAACCGUUUUCCCGACUUAUGA